UUUCCUGUGGCUCGCAGAGCCAGUUGGUUUGCUGGAACAAAGUUGCAAGUUUUACUAAAUUGUUAAAACGUUUCUUCAACGCUAAGAUUUUGUAUGUCGGAGUCGCAAUGGGAGGCAAUCAAUGCUGCGUUAUAAGCUGCAAGGCUACAUCCCACGACCACCAGGGCAAGAAACUGGACAACGGGUUAUCUUUCUACCGCUUCCCGGCGUGGAAGCAGACCGGAGGGACCCAACUCUCGGACAUAACAAAGAGGCGUCGCAUGGCGUGGAUAGCCGCGGUGGAACGCUCCGACUUAACUUUCGACAAAAUCCCCGUAUCGGUGAAGGUGUGCUCGCGGCAUUUCGAGUCUGGUCAGCCAGCCAAUGAGAUGCUUGAGGACGACCCCGACUGGACGCCACACCUGCACCUGAAGCAGGACGACGAGCCCAGCGACGCCACCACCACCACCCCUGGCGAAGACGGAGACCAGCUACAGGAGCCCAGCCAGGACAAUCAGAACGGCGGCGGGGAGCCGGAGUGGAAGCGGGCGAAGCGGUCCGGUUCCGGUUCUGGGUCGGGGUCGGAGGAGUGCGAGUUCUGCUCGGUGCGGCGGGACCAGAUCAACCGGCUGCUGGCGGAGAACCAGGAGCUGCGCUACGAGCUGGAGCGCCGUCGCUACGACGAGCUCUCCCUGGAGGAGGACGACGAGAAGGUGCGCUACUACACGGGGCUGCAGUGCUUCGCCGUGCUCAUGGGCGUCCUGCAGCACAUCCUGCCCCACCUGCCCGACGACGAGGCCGACCGCCGGCGACGACGCAGCUACUACCACCGCGUCUACGACUCCGCCUCCUCCGACGACGACGACGACGAGGACCACCGCGCCUCCGCCACGGAUACGACCUCCACGACCCGUCUCUCGCCCUUCCAGAAGCUUCUCCUGACGCUGAUGCGUCUGCGUCUCGACUUGCCCGUGGGCCACCUGUCGCACCUGUUCGGCGUCACCCCGGAGACGGUGGCGCGGACGUUCCGGGCGACGGUGCGGGCGCUUUACGCCCAGCUGGGCCCGCUGGUGGCGCUGCCCGACCGGGGCAGCCUCCUGGCCGGCGUGCCCGUGGAGUGGGCCUCGUCCCUGGGGGCGGGCCGCGCCGCGCUGCUGCUGCUGGACUGCCUGGAGGUGCCCAUCCAGAGGCCCAACAGCGCCACGGGCCGCGAGCAGACCUACUCCAGCCAGCGCCACACCUACACCAUGAAGUACCUGCUCGCCAUCACGCCGCAGGGCGCCAUCGCCUUCAUCUCGCCCGCCGUGGGGGGGCGCGCCAACGACAUGCAGGUGGCGGAGGCCAGCGGGAUCCUGGAGCGGCUGUCGAGCGGCGACUACGUGCUGGCGGAGCGAGGCUUCGAGCUCAAGGAGAACGCGGGCCUCAUGUGAGCGCAGGUGAAGUCCUCCGCCUUCGGGAAGGGCCGGCGCCAGUUCGACGUGAAGAGCGAGGAGGAGACGCGGGCACAGGUGGCACACCUACGAGGGCACCUGCAGCAGUUAAAACUGGACAGUCCUUUGGAGAGAAGCUGAACUCCAGAAUCCCCCAGAUCAUUGUGACUCAAGUCCAGCUGAAGCAGG
This is a messenger RNA of Sardina pilchardus (European sardine), 1598 nucleotides long. RefSeq lists its product as uncharacterized. The record is from RefSeq and is a predicted model, not a curated record. Bases 108 to 1409 code for a protein of 433 amino acids. Lineage: Eukaryota; Metazoa; Chordata; Actinopteri; Clupeiformes; Clupeidae. The transcript has 5 exons.